AUACUUAUCGGCGUCCGACAAUGGUGGUCUUUCUUGACUUCAAGGCAGCAUUUGACUCGGUAGACCGCGAGAUUUUGUGGCAGUGUCUGUCAUUGAAAGGCGUACCCCAGAAGUACAUAAACCUUGUGAAGGCUCUUUACUCGAACACUACUAGCCGAGUCAGAGCUUAUGGCGAACUGUCAUCUGCUUUUGCAACCUCGAGUGGUGUUCGUCAAGGCUGUCCACUUUCCCCAUUUUUGUUUAACUUCAUCAUAGAUCUACUGAUGGAAAUCACUUUCUCGUCGACUGAAUUCUCGGGUAUUGAUCUCCUUCCAGGAGGUCCACUUAUCGACUUAGAAUACGCAGAUGACAUAGUCCUGUUUGGUGAAGACGCUGACGAAAUGCGGAGUCUUCUGGUAGCACUGAGCAACAAUGCCAGAAUGUUUGGAUUGCGCUUCUCUCCCUCUAAGUGCAAGUUGUUGCUUCAGGACUGGUCUGCGUUAACACCUGAACUAAGGAUAGGGAGUGAAGUAGUCGAACGCGUUGACAACUUCACUUAUCUUGGAAGUCUGAUCAGCCCUAAUGGGCUGCUGUCUGACGAAAUCUCAGCACGGAUUCGAAAAACUCGUUUGGCUUUUGCCAACUUACGUCACCUGUGACGAAGGCGAGAUAUCCGUCUAUCAAUAAAAGGACGAGUAUACUGCGCGGCAGUCUGUUCUGUUUCAAUUUACGUCUGCGAAGCGUGGCCAUUAAGAGUAGAAGACACUCGUAAGUUACUAGUAUUUGACCACAGAUGUCUUAGAAAUAUUGCUGGCGUCUGCUGGGAUCACCAGGUAAGUAAUAGUGAGGUUAAACGCAGGGUAUUAGGGAAUGAUGGUAAAUCAGUUGAUGAGGUUAUGAAUCUUCAUCGACUGAGAUGGUUGGGCCACGUGUUACGUAUGCCUGAAUACCGAUUACCACGACGUGCAAUGCUAUCCGGUAUUGGAGAUGGUUGGAAGAAAGUUAGGGGCGGCCAAACCAAAACGUGGCAUCAGUGCUUGAAGACACUAACCUCUAGUCUGAGCCAAUGUUGGUAGAUGCACACUACUUGGUCGGGGUCUGCGUGACUAUCAUAACCAAUGGUUGGAGACUCUUGAUGACAUGGCUCAGAAUCGAUCACAAGGGCGUCGGUGUAUACACUCUCUGUCUUCCCUUAAACUAAGAGAUUAAAAUCGCUUCAUACCUUUCUUUCUACGGAUCAAUUUUUUCUUCUUGUACUAUAUCUCUAUAUGCAAUCUUUCUCUUAUAUAUUACGACCUUUGACCUAACCACUGCUAUGAAUCCGGUGUUCAUCUUGUUGUGCUGAUGCGGUAUGGCAACUUAGACUGAUGCACGUAUGUGCCUGGUCCUAUGUUGUAGCUGACUGACUGACUGAUAGACCUUAAAGGAAUCCAUUGGUUUUUUGUAACCCUUUGGUUUAAAUCACUAAUAGAUGUCCCUGCUGUUUCCACAGCUGUUUGUAUAUCUUACCUAAGUGUAACCUCAGUUGUUCCUGGAAUCUACUUUCGGCUUUCUCGUCACUCAAUUUAAUUCUAAUGAGUCUUUUUAAUGUGGCUUUUCUUCGACCACUGAGGUGAAAGUAGAUGCGUGCCCGUAUUAGGGCAUGGUCGGAAUCCAAGCAGGCAUUCCACAACGAGUGAUAAUCUAUCGAGCAUCUCUAUUGAUGACUGAUGGCAAUAUGGUCUAUUUGAGCCCAUUGUUGGUUUGGUGCAGGGGGUCGCUAUGUUAUUAUCUAAAUACCUUUUCAAAUGGGUGUUAUGAUUUAGUUGUCAGGAUAUCUUUCGUGUUACCUAAAUGAAAAUUAUAUUGUAAAUGUAUACUACGUCCAAAUCCAUGUUACAAUUUACAAGAACACUCGUAGACGUGUUACAUGAUUCAGUACUAUCUCACGGCUUUUGCAUUUAUUUGUUUUAACAUUCCAGACUUUUACUCAUUAGCUUAAACUAAUGCAAAUAGCUUCGUUAGGUGAUUUCAGUACAACGUGAUUUCUAGCAGGCUUAUUGUUUGAUCCCUGCCGGGAAAUCAGGUUGGUAUUUUUCCUUUCUAGUCAGCUACUUUAAGCUCCACUUUUCUCCAUUUCUCUUUUAUUGUGAAACUCAAAUUAUUUUACGUAUAUUAUCUCCGAAAUUCCAUAGAAAGUGUUCCGGGUAGUUAUACCAAUCGAGCGAGGUUUAGUUUUUGGACGAAUCGCAAUUGAAACUUGGUCUCUUUUUCAACAAGCAAAAUCAAUGACAUUUCCAAUUUGUACAGAAAGUAAUCACGCUCCAUUUAAAGAUCAGAUCGACGAUGAGACCGUAAUGUUUGAUCUGGACAUGAGCGUGGAUACUUUGCCUGAUACACCCCUAAAGAAUGAUGAUGGUGACUCGGACACACAAAAGACUCGGACGAAUCAGUCCAGUAAUUCUCUUUCCGCCACUCCUUCAAGACGUGAAAGUAAAAUGAAGUCAGAUAUGUCUCGUUCUACUUCCAUCUCAGGACUUACUGAUAAUGUUAACUUGGAGGACAUUUAUGAGUACGACUGGGCUGAUAGUGAUUCUGAAUCACCUGGUGGAAAACAUGAGAAGGAGUCAUACAUAGUUCAAGAAGUUCUUGCUGACUUUUUAAAGGUUAAAUCUUUUAAACGCAAGUACCCUGAUCUAGCUAGGCGCGCUAUGGAUGCUUAUGAACGAUCGUGGUUGCAACAAGAGGGGAUUGUUCCCGUUGGUCGUGCAGACCUUGGUCUCACAGCACUCAAAACUGAUGAUGUUAUGAAGCUUUUGCAACAGGAUUACCCAGAGAUACACAUUGCUCUCACGGAUUUGUUUCGUCGACGAAAAUUUAAAACGGCUGUCGAGAAUCAAAAGCGUCAAUAUGAAGCUGCUCGUAUUGAACGUGGAGAGGCUCGAGCUGAAGCAGCUCGCAGACGAGCGUUAGAUUCUGCCGCCGAUUACAAUCAUCGCUUGAUUACCGAACGUAUGAGUUCAAGACGUUGUUAUUGGGAUUUACAGACAAUGCAAAUUCACAUUCCCCAGAGAAUUUAUAAGUUAUUAGAAUAUCCAACUUUUCCCAAUGGUGCAUAUCCUGUGGCAGUCAUACCUGGACAGUUUGCAGAAUAUUUUAUGAGCUAUACUCCUGAACAGUUAUCAUACCUUCCAUUAUCACGUGUUUUAUAUCCACAUCCACUACGAAAACAUAGAAAUCCACCUCCUCUCCCCACAACACUUCGAUUUGGUUCGAUUAAGCCGAAAGUCAAUCCACCUACUAUGACCUCUUGUGAUUUCGGUGAUCAAAAUUCAUUUGGUUUAGACCAUUCUAGAUCUAUUGACUCUUUAAACCAUCAAACCACAAGCUCAAUGGAAGGUCUUCGAACUAGAUAUGCAAACGGAUCACUAUUAUCAAGUGGUGUUGCUAAUUCAAACAUGUUAGUUGGUGAUAAAUCAUCGGUUUCUGAUGUGGAAACAGAUAAAAUCAGUAAUUCGAUCUAUCGACGAUAUAAAACAAAUACAGAGAUAAAUACAGAAAAUCCUAUUUGUGUUGUAUGUGGCCAAUUAGCUAUGAAUUAUAUACGUUGUUUUGAGUGUAAAUUAAUUGGUCAUCCAAAAUGUUUGGAUAUACCUGAUUCUAUGCUAUCAGGUGUGAAAAGCUAUGAUUGGACAUGUUUAGAGUGUAAACGGUGUGUGGAAUGUAAUGAUUCAGGUCAAGAAGAUCAAAUGAUGUUUUGCGAUCGUUGUGAUAGGGGUUAUCAUGCAUUUUGUGUUGGUUUAGGACGAAUUCCUAAUGGAAAUUGGGAAUGUUUAUUAUGUGAAUCAUUGCCAACUCCGCCUAGGAAAGGACGUCCUAGAAAAAAUAGACCUAAAGACUCGGAUGAUUUACCAUGGGGUUAUAGUGUGAAGAAACCACGUAAAUCAAUAUUGAAGCGGAAAAUUUGUCAAACACCAGGUGUCAAUGAUACCAAAGACACAUCUUUAGCAUAUAGUUCUUAUCCAUACGGUAGCGUCCAACCAAUAGUCCCUGGUGCUGAAUUAGUACCUAAACGACGUCGAGGCCGUCCUCCGACAAAAAAUCGCGUUAUUGUAUCUCUUCCACCCCCGUCUUCUCCAUAUUUUUCGAACCCAACCAACUUUAGUCCUACUCGUUCAGAUGUUUCUAUACCCCUACCAACCUCUCUGCCUACACCAUUAUCGAUCAAAGUGUCUAUGAUUGAAAGUGAACCUUCAGGACUAUGUCCAGUUAACGCCAUUUCAACUAAAAUAGAAUCCUUUGUUGCGGAAAAAGUUGAUAUUUCCGAAAAGUCUGAACAUUUAAAACCGGAUAACAAUGAUAGUAUUAUUAAUAAUAGUAGUACGGUCGAUCAAACUGAAAAUGACAUUGUGAAACAUGUUGGUGAAAUGCAGAUUCCUUCUUCAACAAAUUCAUCUGAAUCAAAUAAUAUUGAAAACUGAUUAUUCAUUUAAACUGUUAACCAUCUUUUACCCUCCAGACUUGUAUAUUUAUCCAUUGUACUUAAAAGUCCCUAGUUUCAUUUUUAAUAACUAGUUUUAGUUAUCUUUCUUUCCAUGUAUUUGUAAUAAUGAAAUUUAUAUUCUAUAUUUCAAAUAUGGUUGAAUUUCUGAAAUAUAUUUAUUGUCAU
Schistosoma guineensis is the source of this 4627-nucleotide messenger RNA. The record is from the annotation of a GenBank genome assembly. NCBI's taxonomy places the organism in Eukaryota, Metazoa, Platyhelminthes, Trematoda, Strigeidida, Schistosomatidae.